Zonotrichia leucophrys gambelii is the source of this 2649-nucleotide messenger RNA. It is a transcript of the gene TBL1XR1, whose product is annotated as TBL1X/Y related 1. Gene Ontology annotation, biological process: regulation of transcription by RNA polymerase II. The coding region runs from base 446 to 1987 and encodes 513 amino acids. NCBI's taxonomy places the organism in Eukaryota, Metazoa, Chordata, Aves, Passeriformes, Passerellidae. Gene Ontology annotation, cellular component: histone deacetylase complex. The transcript is spliced from 16 exons. Gene Ontology annotation, molecular function: protein binding; transcription corepressor activity. The record is from RefSeq and is a predicted model, not a curated record.
ACAGCGCUACGCGCUGGGUAUUUUUUUUCCUUCCUCCUCCUGUGUGUGUGUGGUGGUUUUGUUGGUUUUUUUUUUCCUGGUGUUUUUUUUUUCUCCUCCUCCUCUCGGUGUGGACACCUUAAAAAUACAUAUAUAUAUAUAUAUAUAUGUGUGUAUAUACAUAUAUAUAUAAUCGAUAACUAUACGCGUGUACACACACACACACAGACACACAGGCAGGGAUGUGCGCGUAUAUACACGCGGCGGUAUAAAACACACGGGAGGAGGAGAGACAAUCCAGGGUGAAUUCCUCGUGCCUCCAUUCCCGGGGAAAGGGGGGAGCAGCCGCUCGCAAGCAUCACCCUUCUGUGGCAAGAGGCACCCGAAAGGAAAACUUCUGCAUAUCAAUGCACUGCCAAUGGGUUGUGUCCUUUGUUGUGACCUCAUGGUUUAACUGGGAAUAAAGAUGAGUAUAAGCAGUGAUGAGGUUAACUUCCUGGUAUAUAGAUACUUGCAAGAGUCAGGGUUUUCCCAUUCAGCAUUUACCUUUGGUAUAGAGAGCCAUAUCAGCCAGUCUAAUAUAAAUGGUGCUCUGGUGCCACCAGCUGCUUUGAUUUCCAUCAUCCAGAAAGGUCUGCAGUAUGUAGAGGCAGAAGUCAGUAUUAAUGAGGAUGGUACCUUGUUUGAUGGUAGGCCGAUAGAGUCUCUCUCACUGAUAGAUGCAGUGAUGCCUGAUGUGGUACAGACAAGACAACAGGCCUACAGAGACAAACUUGCACAACAGCAGGCAGCAGCUGCUGCAGCUGCAGCUGCCACCAACCAACAGGGAUCAGCGAAAAAUGGAGAAAAUACUGCAAAUGGAGAGGAGAAUGGAGCACACACUAUAGCAAAUAAUCACACGGAUAUGAUGGAAGUAGAUGGAGAUGUGGAAAUCCCUCCCAACAAGGCAGUGGUGCUGCGUGGCCACGAGUCCGAAGUGUUCAUCUGUGCCUGGAAUCCCGUCAGUGACCUUCUGGCCUCAGGGUCUGGCGAUUCGACGGCGCGGAUCUGGAACCUGAGCGAGAACAGCACGAGCGGCUCCACGCAGCUGGUGCUGCGGCACUGCAUCCGCGAGGGCGGGCAGGAUGUGCCCAGCAACAAGGACGUCACCUCGCUGGACUGGAACAGUGAAGGUACACUUCUAGCAACUGGGUCUUACGAUGGCUUUGCAAGGAUAUGGACUAAAGAUGGUAAUCUUGCCAGCACCUUAGGGCAACAUAAAGGUCCUAUAUUUGCGUUAAAAUGGAACAAGAAAGGAAACUUCAUUUUAAGUGCAGGAGUGGACAAGACCACAAUUAUUUGGGAUGCCCACACUGGCGAAGCCAAGCAGCAGUUUCCUUUUCAUUCUGCACCAGCAUUAGAUGUUGAUUGGCAGAGUAACAACACAUUUGCCUCUUGCAGUACAGACAUGUGUAUUCACGUUUGUAAACUAGGACAAGAUAGGCCCAUCAAAACCUUCCAGGGUCACACAAAUGAAGUAAAUGCAAUCAAAUGGGAUCCAACUGGUAAUCUGCUGGCAUCCUGCUCUGAUGACAUGACUCUAAAGAUCUGGAGUAUGAAACAAGACAGUUGUGUCCAUGAUUUACAAGCACACAACAAAGAAAUUUAUACUAUCAAAUGGAGUCCUACAGGACCAGGAACAAAUAAUCCAAAUGCCAAUCUUAUGUUAGCAAGUGCAUCCUUUGAUUCUACUGUUAGGUUAUGGGAUGUAGACAGAGGAAUUUGUAUUCAUACUCUGACAAAACAUCAAGAACCUGUGUACAGUGUAGCUUUCAGUCCUGAUGGCAGGUACCUGGCCAGUGGCUCCUUUGAUAAAUGUGUACACAUCUGGAAUACACAGACAGGUGCCCUAGUUCACAGUUAUCGGGGAACAGGAGGGAUUUUUGAGGUUUGCUGGAAUGCAGCAGGAGACAAAGUUGGAGCAAGUGCUUCAGAUGGUUCAGUUUGUGUACUAGACCUCCGGAAAUAGCGCUCUUAGUUGGAAGCCAUGGACCGACUAUGAAUGUGUACAUAGCCAAAAUGACUGUCCCUGACCCAUGUACUGCUAUAGUCCCAAUCGAACCAUGGCCAGUCCACUACAGCCAAAUGUAAAAGAAAUAUAUACAUAUACUGUAUAUAAAAAAAAAAAAAAGAGAAAAAAAAAAAAAGAGGAGAAAGAAAAAAAAAAAUUUACACCCUGAAGAGGAUGACAGAGUUUUGUCACAGCUUGUGAAUCCUGUUCACCAAGUGCUGGAAUCUGCUGUGCCCCAAAAUAACAUUUAAAGGUUUUUGGAUAUGAAAAACAGAAGAGAGCGAGAGAGAGAGAAAUAUACCAUAUACAAGAGCAGACCCAUAUACAUACCAAAAUCAGAAGAUACUAAUGGCAGCCUUCAUUACCCCUUCCCCCAUGAGAUCCAUUCUCACGUGGAUUUGUGGGGUGUUUUUGUUUUCCUUCUCAGUAGUUGAGCAGUUUGUGUAUACAGAGAAAAUGGACUUACAGAAAUCUGCAGCAGUAGUUUUUUUUCCUUUGCUUUUAAACAUUGAGUUUUCUGUUUUGUUUUGGUUAAGUUUACGGAUGCAUGAAGUAAGGGAGUGAUUUAGUUUCUUGUUUAUAUUUUUUCACCUUGGAAAAAAAAAAAAAAGGCGUUUCUU